Molecule: messenger RNA, 3144 nt
Organism: Necator americanus (New World hookworm)
Lineage: Eukaryota; Metazoa; Nematoda; Chromadorea; Rhabditida; Ancylostomatidae
Exons: 28
Coding region: 1-3144 (1047 amino acids)
Biological process (GO): isoleucyl-tRNA aminoacylation; mitochondrial translation
Cellular component (GO): mitochondrion
Molecular function (GO): ATP binding; isoleucine-tRNA ligase activity; aminoacyl-tRNA deacylase activity
Source: RefSeq, a predicted model, not a curated record
AUGUCUGGUCCUGUAUAUCGGGACUUCUCAUACGAACUAAACGGUCGUCAUACGCACUUUUCCAUUACGAACCACGGAAACGUGGACUUGGUGGUAUUUUCAUCGUUGGGAAGAAUAGGCCAAGUAAUUGAAGUUAUAUUUCCCGAAGAAAUUGUAACCGAAACGCUGUCGACCCAGCAACGAGUCGAAUACGACACAAAAUUACUACUCGGUAGUGACGAGGUUUCGAUGGCUUAUCAGUUGAGGAUAUUGCAACGGCUAUGCAGCAAUUACAAAAACAUCUCUAGAUCUUGUUCAUCUGAGCCGGCGUCGCGGCCGUCACCUUCGACGACAGUUACCAGUCCGAAGAAAAAGACCAUCUUUUUGCCACGAACUUCAUUUGUUAAUCACGUGAAAUCGUCCGAAAGAGCUAGUCUUGACCAACAUUUGGCGAUCAGCGGAGGGCUAACGACGCUGUAUGAAUGGCAACGGGAGCAGCACGAUCGGAAACAUGUAUUCGAACUUUUGGAUGGACCGCCCUACGCUAACGGGGUGGCACAUACUGGCCAUGCUAUCAAUAAGAUUUUAAAGGAUUUCAUCGUGAAGAGCAGAAUUGCCCUAGGAUACAGGGUUCGGUUCCGUCCCGGUUGGGAUUGCCAUGGCUUACCUAUCGAGCUGAAGAUUAGCAAAAGUGUACAGGAAAAAUCGCCAUUGGAAAUCAGAGCACUGGCUCGUCAAGUCGCGAACGAAGCUAUCGGAAAACAGAUGAAUUCAUUCAGGAGAUGGGGUGUCUCAGCUGAUUGGUCGAAACCUUACCUUACCAUGGAUUCCAUAUAUGUUUCGGAACAACUGCGGCUGUUUGCGAAAAUGAUCGAAAAGGGCGUCAUUUUUCGAGCAUUUAAACCCGUUUACUGGUCACCAAGUUCACGCACCGCACUCGCAGAAUCCGAGCUAGAAUAUAAUGAGAAGCAUGUUAGCACAUCCGUAUUCUUCCGAUUCAGGAUGAUUGACCUAAGUCCUGAAGCGAUUGGACAAAUAGUUAGUUCAAGGUCGAAACCUUUAAUUAUCUACUCGCUUGUGUGGACCUCAACACCAUGGACUCUUCCAUUAAAUAACGCAAUUUGUGUCUCCCCCCAGUCUACUUAUGUGGCGAUUAGUUUCAACGAUACUUUGAAAGCACCGGUGUCUGAGGUAUAUCUUGUCGCUGAACCACUUUUGCCGUCGGUAAGUGAAACCAUUGGUCGACCCGCCACUGUUGUCGGAAAAAUCAAAGGGGAAGCGCUGCUAGGAAGACAUUACAAAUGUUGUUGGCACCCAGAGCUGGCACUACCAGUUUUAGAAGGCGAACAUGUGACAAUUUCAAUGGGUACAGGGCUUGUACACACGUCUUUUGCGCAUGGAUUCACAGACUAUGAAAUAGCACGAGCUAGAAAUUGCAAGGUAGAAAGUUUUGUUGAUGAAGAUGGACGAUACACACGUCAUAUGGGAUUGAAUCUUGAAGGGAAGGAUGUUCUUGGCGAGGGACAACGAGAGGCUAUCAGAUUAUUGCGGAAAGAUGUAAUCCAUGAAGGGAAGUAUAAACACUCCUAUCCGUAUGACUGGCGGACUAAAAAGCCAGUGAUAAUCCGUAGCAGUGCCCAAUGGUUCAUGGAUGUGUCCACAGUGGGGAAAAGAGCGGCCGAGCUUUUGGAAGGAAUCAAGAUUGGCACUGAUGAUUCGGAUUUAUCUGGUACACUUUAUCGAAUGGUGUCUGGUCGUCCGACUUGGUGCAUUUCUCGCCAACGUGUUUGGGGCACUCCAAUUCCUGCUCUGGUGGAUGAAAAUGGAGAAGCGUAUAUCUCCAAAGAAUUGGUCGAGCAUGUUGCUGAUUUAGUCGCACGGAAAGGGGCCGACGUAUGGUGGACGUGUUCAGUCGAUGACUUGGCUACUGAUGAGGUGCUAAAAUCUCUCUCUUUGAAAUCCCUCGAUGGACUUUCGAAAGGCACUGAUAUUAUGGACGUUUGGAUGGACAGCGGUGUCGCGUGGCACUGUGCCAGAAAGAUGUACGAGGAUGCGGAUGCGACGCGUCCCACUGACGGGGUGCUUGAAGGCGUCGACCAAUUUCGUGGUUGGUUCCAAUCGUUGCUUCUUACUUCUGUGGCUACACAGGAUGCCAUUCCCUACAAGAGAAUUCACGUGCAUGGAUUCUGUGUGGAUGAUAACAAUAAGAAGAUGUCCAAAUCAUUGGGGAACGUUGUUGAUCCGGAAACGAUUACGGACGGUUCAUUGCGUCAAAAGGCUUUGGGAGCUGAUGGUCUCCGAUUAUGGGUCGCGCUAUCGGCUGGAGAAACUGUGGGCGAGUCUAAGAUUGGAGAGAAAGUACUGGCGGAUCUUGAAUUGAAACUUGUCGCCAUCCGGAAUUCCCUGAGAUUUCUUCUGGGUGGCUGUUAUGGAUAUGAGGGACAACGUCCAUCAUCUGCGCUACUUCUUCUGGAUCAGUGGAUUUUGCAUCAGUCCCAUCUAUUUGGAUUGCGUUGUGUGCAGAACUACGAAAAAUAUCAUUUUCGUUCAGUUGCCUUGGAUAUUCUUCAUUUUGCACAGCGAACCCUUAGUGCACAUUACAUAAGCCUCGUUCGUGAUCGCUUGUAUUGCUCGAAAGUUGGUUCGAAUGAUCAUGUUUCUGCUCAAUUCACCCUCCACAGAGUCGGGACAGUGAUGGCAAAAUGCAUGGCACCCUUACUGCCUCAUCUAUCGGCUGAAUUCUUCCAACAUCAAUCAGCUUGCUCGGAGAAAUUGAUUUUACGAGAUGUCUUGAGUUUCACUGAAGAAAAUGACCUGAACUUACAUCCUCAAUUGGAUCUCACUAUGGAAAAGGUGGUACAAUUGAGGAGUGAGCUGACAGCAGCCGCUGGACCAUCAUGCGAUCUUUUCAAAGAGGGUGCUUUUCUGGAAAUUUCUCCCUCAACCAAAGCUUUAUUGGCUCCAUGGCAGGAAGAUGCUGUUUCGUAUGAUUCGCAACUAUGUGAAGUUUUCGGUGUGUCCAUGGUCAGAAUCGAGGAUGCUCCCGAGGAUCGCAUCACUCCCAUCAAAAGUGAGGGAUCAUUUUGUGAGAGAUGUCGUAAAAUGAACAAGAUUGGUGCUAGUAGGUACUGUAACAGAUGUAGCAUUGCAUUAGAAAAUAUGUGA